GGCUGUCGACGGCUCGCAGAAUGGAAGAGAUUGGCAGAACCUCCAUCUACAUCACAACCAGUCAGCGUUAGAGUGCUAACUCAGCGACGGCAAACACUCCCAUUGGGUCUGUGCCGGCUGCAUUUGCCCUUCUUCAGGCAUGGAUUCAGUCCAGGCAAUCCAAUUCAGGCGUCUUCGUGUCUAUUUCUUUGCCCGGGCGCGAUUGGUCACAGUCUAUUUGAUGGCAAUAGCAGCAGCCACUACGGUGUGUGGCUGUUAUCUGGUCCUCGUAUGCACAGCCUGCCGGGGAUCAGCUCAUAGAACCGGGCUUAGGAGUCUUGCCUCCAAGCCCAGCUGGCACGCGGGUGAUCGCCUUCUUCAGGAGUCGACGAGUGCCGCUCCAGCGGCACCGCAGAACGAGCAGCAGAUAGAGUAUUCGCCGUUUGUAAACGGUUCCGUCACGCGCUUGACGUUGCAUACCCCGCGGACGAAUGGGACGGCGGGGAAAGAUUGCCGGUCAGUAAUUACGGACCUGGUGGUAGGCUCGGGUGAAUUGUAUUAUAUCCUGCACCAGUACUGUCCAGUGGAUGGUACUUUCAAGGAUCGGGCGUUGUCGAGUAGGAGACUGAACUUAUCGCAGGUGCACGAUGGCAACGGUUCGAGCCCGCAGGAGGAGGACGACUCCUUGAUAAGUCACAUGUGGCCAUUCGGGCAGCCGAACGGGAUAAUAAUCCGCGAACCAGCGGAUUUUGGAGAUGCUCACGUGACAGGAAUGGGUCUGUCGAAAGAUAGAAUGCAUCUCGUCUUGAGCGUAACCAAUGGGGACCCAAAAGUAAUAUUGGACAGUGGAACCAUAUCUGGUGACCAAAAUCACUCCAGGUUCACAUCUUUGUCGCUCGCUGACGGCUCGCGUUCGUCCUCCGACCCUUUGCGCACAUUGGUCCAGGCGUGGGCGUUAGAGUCUAACAAGGGUUUUCUUUACUAUUUGCAACUUGAUUCCGCAUUAAUUAACGUCACCGUUAAUGAUGUCGGGCUUCCAAACGGCCCUCUGAACCAGGUCACCCCUUUGGGCAUCCAAACGGGUAUCCAUCCUGACGAGGAGUUCCAAUCUGGAAGCCUUCUCUCUGACGGUAGUUGCCUUUACUCCGUGACUUCUAAUGACGGGUUGUUCGGGAGGAAGCUUGGGGAUGGACACUUCGACCACUUUACAAUGGCAGGCCCUUACGGUCCUUUCCUGGGGAAAGAGAUGGACGUGGUUGCAACGCCUCACGGAUGUCACGUGUUCACGACCGCAAACAACACAGUUGCGGUCUUCAAACUCUGGUGGCCCUGCAGUGGUUUCAACGAAAAGCGGGUACUCCCACAUUAUUUCGGAGAAGCAGAUGUUACGGCAUUGGCACUCGGUAACGACAGUGACGGCUUAAGCCUCUACGUUGGAACCAGCGAUGGCAGCGUGUAUCGCGUUCCGCUGAACGGGUCGGAACUGAGCCGUUGUGAAAACGAACUGUACAUGGGAGGAGACAGCUACAGGCUGAAUUAUGGACUUGCACUGAGUUUUUUUCCUGUUAAUCUGCCAUCGUCGGGACUCGCAGGCUUUGGUUGGGAACUGCUGUCGGGUUGCACGGAGAAUUUUAGCGAAACCUAUCGCAUCGGGGACAAAGGGGCGUUCGGGAAAGUAUACAGGGGCUCGGUCGACGGCAAGGACGUGGCAAUCAAGGUGAUGACCGGUGAGCUGACGGACGUGAAACGGAACCAGUUCGUGGCGGAGGUGAACACUCUCAGUGCAGUUAAUCACGUCAAUCUCAUCCAGCUCACUGGUUACUGCCAGGAGGGCAACCAGUGCAUCUUGGUGUACCCGUACUUCAGAGGCGGAUGCUUGCACGAACGGCUGUUCCCUCACACUGCUAACCAGAGGGAACACGCAGAGGAGUCUCCUCCGCCGCUCACUCUCCAGGAGCGCAUCAGCAUUGCCUUCCAGAUUGCCAGGGGGCUCCAGUACCUACACGAUGAUGCCAAGCCUCCCAUCAUUCAUCGGGACAUCAAGAGCAGCAACGUCCUGCUUGGCGAUGGCUGUGGGGACAGACUUUACGUAGUCCUGGCUGACUUCGGACUGGCGGCCAUCGGGGAGAGGGUGCUGGACACAGGGCACGACCACAUUGUUAUCACAUCUCACAUUGGUGGCACCUUCGGGUACAUGUCGCCGGAGUACAUGCUGAGGGGCGAGCUGUCCGAGAAGAAUGAUGUGUACUCCUUUGGGGUUCUUGUACUGGAGCUGCUGACGGGAAGGAAGGUGGUCACACGGGCGCCGUCUGGGGUGGGAUGGCAGACACUGGUGGACUGGGUGAAGCCUUUCCUUCGGGSCGACAGUGAAACAGCCCAAGACCCGAGCCUGGACAUGCCACGUGCUAUUCUUGACCGCUGUUUGUGGGAUCAGAUGGCGGGAGACUCUACGACGCAGAUGGUGAUGAACGCUUUCAGACUGGCGUGGGAAUGUGUCCAUGAGGACUAUGGGUCAAGGCCGGCAAUGCGAGCUAUUGUGCAGCGCUUCCACAGCAUGCUUCUCGAUGUAGGAUGGGACUUCUUGAUCAGAACAAUGGACAUGGAGUACCUUCUGGCGAUGUCAGAGCCAGAGGAUACCAUCUGCAAGCACGAUGAUGCUGAGUCACAAGAGCAUCACGAAGUAUUCCUAGAGUGAGGGAAAGGAUGAGAACUGUGAAAUUUAAUACUCUUUUUGAAAUAUAUAUAUGAAUUCAUUUGUGUCUUAGCGAGGGGUAGCCACUAGAAUUGUAGUAUUGGGUAGAUCUCUAGCUCCUGAUCUGCUUAUUAACUGUUACAUGGAGUCUGCCUUGCGCACAGCCGGCAGGCUGGAAGGUGUUUAAAUCUUUCACUUGCUGGCAGGUGAAAGUCACUGUGCGGGCGAAGACCUGAAACUGCUAAUAUUUCGAUGUGUGGAACAUUCAUUAGGUUCAGCGAACGUUAUCUUAGAGCAAGACCGGGUAUGCACUGGACGUCUUGCCAUUGGCUUGCCAUUGCCUGUCCCGGACGUGUAAAAGUGUUAUGGCACUGUAGCAUUGGGCUUGUAGUAGUUGUCACCAACACCGCAUUCUGGUACUGAAUCUUCUCAAUUUAAACGACAGACUUUAAUAGUGUUUAAAGUAAUUGCGACGGCCAGAGAUCAUCUCACAAAUGAAAUGAGUUUCAAAAAAAAAAAAAAGCAAAUCAAAGAGUUCAGAAAUC
This is a messenger RNA of Chara braunii, 3216 nucleotides long. Lineage: Eukaryota; Viridiplantae; Streptophyta; Charophyceae; Charales; Characeae. The record is from the annotation of a GenBank genome assembly.